Messenger RNA from Leptopilina heterotoma, 1045 nucleotides. It is a transcript of the gene Rab21, whose product is annotated as ras-related protein Rab-21-like. The record is from RefSeq and is a predicted model, not a curated record. Gene Ontology annotation, biological process: Rab protein signal transduction. The coding region runs from base 141 to 791 and encodes 216 amino acids. NCBI's taxonomy places the organism in Eukaryota, Metazoa, Arthropoda, Insecta, Hymenoptera, Figitidae. The transcript is spliced from 4 exons. Gene Ontology annotation, molecular function: GTP binding; GTPase activity.
AUUUUUACCAUGUUUUCAUCAGCUGAUUUGACGUUUCUGAUCAUCAUGAUCAUCAUGGGAAAAUGCAUGGAAAGAUGAAUAUAUUUUCGAGUUGUAAAAAAAAGUGUAAUAUUAAAUCGUGUUAAUAUUAAAAUAAAAUUAUGGCCAGUUUAACUAAUGCUAAUGUAUACGAUUUUAAAGUAGUACUUCUUGGUGAAGGAUGUGUGGGAAAAACAUCAGUUGCCCUUAGAUAUGUUGAAGAUAAAUUUAAUGAUAAACAUAUUAGUACUGAACCAACAAUACAGGCCUCAUAUCUUAAAAAGAAAUUGAAUAUUAAUGGAAAAAGGAUAAAUCUUGCAAUUUGGGAUACAGCCGGUCAGGAAAAGUUUCAUUCGUUAGGUCCAAUUUAUUAUCGAAUGUCUAAUGGUGCAAUAUUAGUUUAUGACAUAACGGAUAAAGCAUCAUUUCAAAAAGUUAAAGAUUGGGUUAAGGAAUUAAGGAAAAUGCUUGGAAGUGAUAUCUGCUUGGUUAUAGCCGGAAAUAAAAUUGAUCUUGAAAAAGAAAGAAAUGUUUCCUCAGAUGAAGCUGAAGAAUACGCGGGACAAGUCGGUGCUUCACAUUUUAAUACGUCAGCUAAAUUAAAUCAAAAUAUAGAGGAAGUAUUUUUUGAUUUAACACGUUGUAUGAUGACUCAUGCUGAUCAAUUGCAAUUGACAAAAACUAGUAGUAGUUCUCGACGUAACGUUGUGGUCGUUGAAGACGAAAUAGAAGAAACUUUAUUAACGAAAAACUCGUGUUGUUCAGGAUCUUAAUUACCAGUGUGUAUUAUUUUUUGUACAUAUAUACAUAGAACGUUUCAUGGUGGAAAAGUUGAAAUUUUCAAUCUUUAAAGACAUAUAUUCAUGAGCAUAAUUUUUUUUCCACUCGUUCUUUCUUUCACCGCCAUUUGAGCGUGGUCACAAAUCGACAUUUUAAAUGGUAAUUUCACAACCACUUUCAUUGUAUCAAAUAUGUAAAUAAUGAAAAUCGCAAAUCAAUUAGUUUGUUUAUAAAUAUUUAUUUUAAA